Messenger RNA from Thalassophryne amazonica, 8647 nucleotides. RefSeq names its product meiosis regulator and mRNA stability factor 1. Gene Ontology annotation, molecular function: CCR4-NOT complex binding; RNA nuclease activity; mRNA base-pairing post-transcriptional repressor activity. The transcript has 27 exons. Gene Ontology annotation, biological process: post-transcriptional gene silencing. Lineage: Eukaryota; Metazoa; Chordata; Actinopteri; Batrachoidiformes; Batrachoididae. Gene Ontology annotation, cellular component: cytoplasm; peroxisome. Bases 156 to 5498 code for a protein of 1780 amino acids. The record is from RefSeq and is a predicted model, not a curated record.
UGGCAAAAGCAGGUUACAAAAAGGUGCGGGUUGCCAAGGAAACAGACAGUGGCGGAGAAGAGAGAGUUCUUUGAAGAUGUGAAGGAAAAGGCCUUUUCGGGAAAGCCUGAGCGAGAUGGGAGAUGGAAGUAUGGUGAAAGACCUUUCUAGAUUGCAUGAUGGAAAGACUGGGAAAGGAGCAAUCCAUAUGCAGCUCUAGACCUUCCGCAUGGCUUGUUCAACCCACAUCAGAGGCCUCAUCCCUGCUAUGGAAACUCAAAGACUGCUUCUCCACCUACGAAAAAAACGCCCCUUCACACAAUUCUAAAGAAAACAAUUACAUGGAUGUCCAAAAGGGGGUGCUGGAAUUGAAAGAUGUCCCUCCUCCUCCUCAGUUCUAUGCAUCUUCCCAGUCAUCACUUCCUUUCCCGCUGGCCUCCCUCCCUUUGCAACCCACCUGCUUACCACCUCCUCCUCAGCUUACACGGGACUCCCACCAACAGCAGCCAGAGGGGUCUAGCCCCAAAGUAAGCAUUUGUCAUCACUGUAAUCAAUGCAGCACAGGUGGCUGUGGGUUAGGUGGUGGAGGUGUUGCUGGUGGCAGUAGCAGCACAGCUGGCCGCUCGUUUGUGGCUCCAGCCUCUGUGGAAAUGGCGGCCAGGCCUGGGCCACAAUACCAACAUACCUUGAGCUGUGAAGGUGAAGCUGUGGACUCCAUGCACAGUAUCUGUUACAGACCCCAGCUGCCCUCCUCUGUUGCCACCUCACAGCCUGUUUCGCAUCACCCCUACCUCCCCUGCUGUACAGGGCUUCUCCACACCUACUCAGCUGUUUCUCUUCCACAUGCUCAGCCCAACCUCUGCCCCUCCUCAGCACCACUGGCUUCCUCUCUGCCCUCUGUUCCCUCCCUUCCUGACUCUAUGCAUGGUUUUUGCCUGGGUUCUUCUGGCUGUUACACUUGCGGUGUGGACUGCAGUCUCUCAAAUAGGAGACCCCAGAGAAUCUCAGCGCACAGUGACCACCCAGUACCCACCACAGGGCACAUCUUCUCUAAUCCUAAGCACCUAAAUGUAGAACACACUGUUUGUAUGAAGGGGGCGCGCUACUGCCAGGAGUGCUUGUUGAAGAAGCCUAUGAAUGGUCUGGUGUCAGAUUCAGAAAAGGGUUGGCCCAAUGAUCCUGUUCCACCUGCUGCACCGAUCUCCAUCCCCAUUUGCAACGGCUGUGGCACCUCCUCCGAUGCCAUGGUGCUCAUGCUGAAAACCAGCAUCGGGAAAACUGCCCCAAAAUAUGGUUCUCCAGAGACUAAUGGCCCAGAGAACAUCCCGCCUGUUGGUGUCUUUUGGGAUAUUGAGAACUGUAGUGUGCCGAGUGGACGCUCAGCUGGAGCCGUUGUACAGCGUAUACGCAGUCGGUUCUUCCAGGGCCACCGCGAGGCAGAGUUCAUUUGUGUCUGUGACAUCAGCAAGGAGAGUAAAGCUGUCAUCCAGGAGCUCAACAACUGCCAGGUCACCGUUGCACAUAUAAAUGCCACAGCAAAGAAUGCUGCUGAUGACAAACUUCGCCAGAGCCUAAGGCGUUUUGCUGAUACUCACACUGCACCUGCCACUGUUAUACUCGUAUCUUCGGAUAUGAACUUUGCAAGUGAGCUGAGUGACCUGCGUCAUCGUCAUGGUUUCCACGUAAUCCUGGUCCAUGGGAGCCAUGCGUCUCCAGCACUGCUGCAGCACGCCCACCACCAUGUAACCUUCCAAGAGAUAACAGCUAAUCUGCCUCUAUGCAUGCCUGUCAAAUCACAGCCCAGUUUCAACCUCCUCUAUGUGCACAACCUGCCUGUAAACUGUGACAAGUACCUGCGACACGCUGUGAAGCUCAGGCUCCGUCGCCUGUCAGACAACUGUGGCGGCAAAGUGCUGGGCAUGUCCCAGGGGACAGCGGUGCUCCGUUUCGGCAGCUCCGAGGCAGCCGCUCGUGCCCGAAAAAGAAUGGAAAAUGAGGAUGUGUUUGGACGCCGAAUCACUCUCUCCUUCUCUCCACGACCUGCAGAGGAUGCAAGUCCUGAACCUCAGUCUCAGCCCCCUCCCAUGUCCCAGGCUCUGCUUCAACCGUAUCAAACCCAGGAUCCAAUGAUCACCCUGCCUACAGCCCUGUCCUCCUUUUCUUUUUUGCCUGUGGAGAAGCUCAGGUCCUCCAGGAGGCCACGGCGAGCAAGCCGUCCAUGCCAUACCCCUGAAAGGCCCUACAGCCCCAGGAGAGGGUCCAGUGGGCCUCCCGGUGGUGCACCAGCCAAACCCCAUCAGGAGCUGAAUAAUGGGGUGUCAAAGCCCAAAAUGGGAUUGAAUCAUGUGGAGAAAGGGCGCACUGCUUCUGCUUCCCCUCUCAGUAAUGGUGAUACAGUCGUGCUGGAGCAGCUGAACAAGCCUGGUCUUACUGGAGAACCAAUGUUCAGGACAAGAAAAGAAGGAUCCAGUGGGACUGAAUCCCCAAUCGAGCAAGCAAACAGGAACUCUGGGGAGUUCCAGAUUAGCACACCCUCAGCCUUCAGCAAGUUGAACCUGCACAGAAGCUUCAGCCCCCUCGUCUUGUCCCAGGGCUCCUGGUCCUCCAGGAGUGCCUCGCCAUGCUUGUCCAGUCGAUCUUCUCCCCUCCUGGUUACCCCUUGUAGCCCUUGUCCUGAGGGUCCUUCUGAGCCGUUCUCUGAGGGGGCGGAGGUCCAAGUGUCAAACCUGGACUACAGGAUGUCUCGCAAGGAUUUGCAGCAGAUGCUGCAUGAUGCCUUUUCCCGAUAUGGACGGGUUAAGGUUGUAGAGCUCAGCCCCCACACUGACUAUCAGCUGAAGGCCACAGUCAAGAUGUUGUCCCUGCAGCAGGCUAUCAGUGCUGUAAGCGGUCUGCACCAUUUUAAGAUCGGAGGCAAGCGUAUUCAGGUGUCUUUGAUCACCAGCAGCAGCAAGUCCCUGUCUGUGAUCAGUACAGAGAUCAUCAGCAUUCUUCACGAUGCCCCUGCCCACUGCCUGCCCCUCUUCAAGCUCACAGAGAUUUAUGAGAAAAAAUAUUCCCGUAAGCUUUUAGUUGGCGAUUUGUACAGACUACAGGACGUGGUUACGGUGCGCGAUCAGGGAGGCACAAGGCUUGUGUGCCUUCUGCCCGCCAGCCAAAUCCGUCAGAGUCCACUGGGAUCAUCCCGUUCUCAGGACGGCUCCUCAACUAGCGGCAGCCCUGUGGUCUUUGAGGAACUGGAGUAUCAUGAACCUGUCUGCAGACAACACUACACACAGCAGGACUUCAGUGAGGCUGACUUUGAUCCCGACUCCUAUAAAAUCCCGUUUGUUGUGAUGUCACUGAGCACAUUAGCCUCUCAAGUCCAUGGUCUCUUGCAAACGCAUGAGGGAACUCUUCCGUUACUCAGUUUUCCAGACUGUUAUGCAGCAAAGUUCAGCCCACUGCAGUUGUGCAAUGAGUCUUUGGAAGGUGGUGUUCCCCUGGAGCACCUCAUUACCUGCAUCCCCAGUAUCAUGAUUGUUACAGCUCAAAAUGGCUUCAAAGUCAUCAAGUGGAUCCACAACAAUUUCCUGACUCUGAAUUCAGAGCCAUGGAUACAGCGCUGCAAGAGUCCAGUGGGAAACCCUCAACUGAUUCAGUUCAGCCGGGAGAUCAUUGACCUUCUCAGGAGUCAGCCAGCUUGCAUCAUGGCCAUCAGCAAGUUCAUCCCCUCAUACCACCAUCACUUUGCAAAGCAGUGCCGUGUUUCGGACUAUGGCUUCUCCAAGCUACUGGAGCUGCUGGAGGCUGUGCCACACGUCCUGCAGAUCCUUGGAAUGGGUACAAAGCGCUUAUUGACCCUAACCCAUCGUGCACAAGUAAAGCGUUUCACCCAAGAUUUGCUCAAACUGCUCAAAUUUCAAGCCAGCAAACAAGUGGCCAUUAAGGACUUCACGCAGGCGUACCACUGGUGCUUCUCGAAAGACUGGUGUGUAGUAGACUACGGCGUGUGUGAUCUGAUGGACCUGCUGACUGAAAUUCCUGACACCACCAUCACUGUUACUCAGCAGGAUACAGAGACAGUCAUCUCCGUUCCAAAGAGAGAGCGUACAGCAGAGGAAAUAGAACGCACCAAGCAGUUUGGGAAGGAAGUGGUGGACCUACUUCGUCACCAGCCGCACUGCCGAAUGCCCUUCAGCAAGUUCAUUCCCACCUACCACCACCACUUUGGUCGUCAGUGCAAGCUCAGCUACUAUGGCUUCACCAAGCUCAUGGAGCUGUUUGAGGCCAUCCCAGAAGUACUGAUGGUGUUGGAGUGCGGCGAAGAGAAAGUGCUGACUCUGACUGAGGUGGAGCGUAUCAAAGCUCUCGCAGCUCAAAUGGUCAAGUUGCUGCGAGCUCAGAAAAACUCCAGCCUGCCUGUGGGCCAGCUGCUCAGCGAGUACAGUAAGACCUUUGGUUAUGGUCUCAGACUACAAGACUACGAUGCCAGCUCCCUGCCCUCACUGCUGUCUAAACUCUGCCAUGUUGUCAAGCUGGUGGAUGGUGUGGAGGGUCGUGAAGUGCAGCUGAUUAACAGGAAGUCUCUGCGCUCGCUCACCACACCGCUGCUCGUCCUGAUCAUGUCCCAAGAUAAGGAGCAGCUCACCAAGGGUCUUCAGGUGGAGGAGCUGAGCCGGAUGUAUCAAACUGUGCACGGUGCCCCCCUCAACCCCUGUGAAUAUGGGUUCCUCUCCCUCAGCGAGUUGCUGAAGAGUCUGCCCUACCUCGUGGAAUUGUACCAUGAGGAAGGUGAAGAAAACAGUGGCAGUGGUCGGGGUGACGACUGGGUGAGGCUGACCAGGCUUUACCAGUUUGCAUGUAACGUUCGCUCUCUGCUCCACACCUACCACUACAACCAGAUCUUUCUGACCGAGUUCCAAGGUGCUUAUAACAAAUUUAUAGGCUGCAGCCUUGAAGCUCGCUCCUAUGGAUAUAGCAGCAUUGACGACCUGCUCAGUGCCAUUCCACAGGUGGUCUUGAUCAAAGGGCAUGGUCACAAAAGGAUUAUCGUUUUGAAGAACGAUAUGAAGGCAAGGGUCAGUUCUUCAGUUCCCAGCAGCCCUCAGCCUGGAGAGACCGUGGAGAGCCAGAGAGAUGCCCCAGUACACAAUGCCAAUUAUAGAUGCUACAGUCCAGGUGGCGAUGUAGCAGCUGAGUCAGAACUGCGGAGUCUGUCCCCUGUAGAUCUGCUGUGCGGUCCAGUUCCAUCCUCCCUGCCGUCACCCCAACUUCAUCCUGAUCCUGUUCUCCUUCAGCAGUCUGACCUCAUUCACUUUGAGGAGAGAACACCACAACCACCAGCAGAAGGUGAUGGAUCAGAGGCUGCUGUUGAUCGAACACGCAAUGUACCUGCGGGCGCGAACAAGACUGCGGUCUUCAAGACGCCGGCGCCACCUGAUGUGGCCCCUCCUCCGUCCACACAAAGUCCCGGCAGAAGAGCCCCGCGCAGCAGAAUCAAACUCGCCGCAACCUUCUCCUUCACAGCAGGAUCCUGAUACCUCACACAGGCUUGUGCACGUACUACAGUACACACACAUGCACGCACACAAAACACACUGCGACUCUAAAUACGGGAGUUGAGCAGCCAGUGUGCAUGUGUGUGUGCGUGCACUCCAUCCAAACUGGCUCUUGGGGAACAUGCAGCAGUCGCCUCUUUGCAGCUGUGUUCUCGUUUUUCUCAUUGCAGACUUUCUGCAGUUCUUUAAUUUGGCAAUCAUCAGUUUGGUCGGAUACGGAGGCAAGUUAAAUUCUGUUUGUUGAACUUUAAUGUGCACUUUGUGUUUAAAGCCAGACUGUGUCAAAGGACACUUAACGGCUUACGCGGCUGAUGAACACAGAGUUAGUUGUCACUGUGGCAAAGACAUUAACUAUGAGAGAAAUUCUUUAACCCCCCCCUUCACCGAUAAUACUGCUGACUGUUCAUAUUUUGGAUUUAUAAACUUUCAUAUUUGAAUCUUAUUUUGCUGUGUGUCAGAAGACAGCAUUUUGGUUUUGGGCUUGUCUCGGCUUUUUACACUCUCCAGCAACGCUGCAGCUAACUGGUUAUUUGCACGAUCAGUUCACCUGUUGAUCAUUUUAUCAUUAAUCAGUACUUCCUAAAGCACCAGAAAAAGGUUAAAAAUAAAUAAAUAAAUAAACUCAUUAUUUCUCAGUACAGAGACUUUUGCAGAUUACUUGUUCUGUUGAACCAACCAUCUCAUAUACAAAGGAGUUGGUUUUAUUAACUAGCCCUGACCAAGUUGUCUGGAAUAAAUUCUGCUUUCCACUGGUUGAAAUCUAUUAAAAAUGGCUCAUUUAAAGUGGUUUUGAAGCUGUUUAAAUCAGGUCAUCCUUCAUCAUAGAACAGGUUCAAACCAGACUCGAGUCCAGUUAAACAUUUUUUAGAGCUUUUUAAAAACUGAACAGACAUCUGAUCUUAAACCAGUUUAAAUAUGAUCAUAGUGACUUAAAAUCAGCCUGAACAGGAGCCAGAGAUCACAAAUUGGUGUGUUUUUCUUCUUGAUUAUCAAAUAAGUUGAUUUAUUUUUCUAUUGAUUUACUCAUUGAUUAUUUGAUGGAUUACUUCAGGUUUAGUUUCCAGACACGUCAAAGGUUCUUCGUUUAUAAAUUUUCAUCUUUUGCCUUGAAGACGUCUCAGGCGUGUAGCUUUGAUAAAUGUGGCGUAGUUGCGUUCUGUUAGCGGUGUUGUGUCUUUAGUUAGCAGCAGACAAAGGUCUUUGUGAGAAAAUGUGAAAGGGUUCGGAUGUUGUGUCUCGCACUGCUGUAGGAACUGUCAUUGGUGUCGAAUUGGAACUUGAUUUCUAGCGAAGGUUUUCAGCCUGAGAGCGAUGAGGUGCCGCCAUAAUGCUAACGAUUGAUCUGUAGCCAGCAGCGCUUGACUUCUUUUAGCCGUAUGUUCCCUGUGGUUUACACGUAAGGAGGUGGCGUGAAAUAUGCACAGUGUGCAUAAACGAUUGUGAUGUAAUUCCAGGACAAAACGGAUGGGAACAAACGAUGGACUCUUAAAGACCACACUUUCUGUUCCAUCCUACAUUUAGGGAUCUUAAAGUUGGUGCUGCAUAAAAGCUGAAGGUUUUUAUCAUGAACCUUAUCAGCGUUGAUGGUGCGGCGUCCACGCCGCAGGAGCAAUGAGCACUCCAGAGUUUUUGGUUUUUAUUGAUUGACGAGUUUUUAGGGAGAAGAGACUGGAUCAGAGGUGACGUACGAACAGAGGGCCCACCCCGGCUCUCUGGAACCUGCCUGGCUUUUACAAUGGCUUGUAUCUGCCGCGGUGUUAAAGAAUCGCCGUCAUACCUUCCUGUCUCUCACAUCGCGAGCUGAGGACUUCUUACUUGUUGUGGGGGUUUUGUUUGUGGAAUUAGCUGUUGAGCACCAGGAGGCACCGCUGAAGACAGAGAGUUGAUGUUUGUGUUCACAGAUGAUUUUGUGAAGUGGGAAAGAGCCCAUUUUGUCCGUUUGUCCUGUUUAGCCAGUGUUAGCAUUUUGCUUUAUCACGCUUUUUUUGUUUUUGUCUUCCUGAAAUAUUUCACCUGCUGACUUGAACCGCUUCUUCAGAAACGCCAAAGCGAACGACUGUCUGGAAACCUCUUUGAUCAUGGAUUGGGCACUUCAAAAUAAAAGCAGCAGUGAGCAGUUAUUUUCAUUAUUGAUUAAUAGUUUUGUCUUUAAAAUGUCAGUCCUUUAAAAAAAAUUCCCAAAGAAAUAUCUUUAUAGAAUUUUUUUUCCCCAAAAUCCUAAAUUAUUGAAUGCAUUUUGACAACCAGUGAAAAGCAGAUUAAGAUCAAGUUACUUGAACUCAGUUUUUCUUUGAUUUAAUGAUGUUUGCACGAAAAACGUCAGCAAGCAGCAGCUUCAUAACACUGCAGAAUGUUAUUAAAUAUAUCUGUAAUUCAGCUUCAUUAAAGUUUAAACAAUUUUUUUACUAUGAAUUUAGAUCCAUUUAAAUCCACCUGAAAACCAGCUAAUCUGGUUUAAAGCACUUUAGAACAUGUUUGAAGUGUUUUUAAAACCUUUUAAACCAGUUGAACUUGUUUCAUCACCUGUCAGACACAUUGAACAUAUUUCUAUUUUCGUGUUAAAUCACUUUGAGUUCACAAUGCGUCAGGAUGUUUAAUGAUCAUAAAUGAGUGUUACUCCUUUUUUCUUUUUUUGUACAUUUCUCUCAAAGUAGCGCAGUGACGGCUAACUCUGAAUAAUAAUGUUAGCCUCCCCUUUUUGGCUUUCUUUUUGGUGACGUUGGUGAGAAGCUGUUGUACCUGUCAAAAUAUGCACUUCUGCAUAGUCGAAGUUUAUGAAAUGCAUAUUGUGAAUUUGUGGGUUAAGUUGUCUUUGUGUCUGAGUUUCACAUUUAACGAUCUCGCGUUGUCUUUUCUGGCAGGAUUCGUUCCUAUAGUUCUGUGUUGUACUUUCCUGGAAUAUGUUUGAGGAACUCCCAUUAUACAUCAAAGUCCUUUUAAAAUGAUACUUUGUGAGUCAGUGUUCUUUUUUUUUUUUUUUUUUUUCCUUCUUUUUUUUAAGCUCAUUUCUCUGACAGAUGUGUCGAUGUCCUCCAUCUUUCUGUCAAAUGUCCUACUGCCUCCCCACAAGCUUCUGUAACAGUUUUACAUUGAUGGGACCAAAAGAUUAAUAAACUUCACAAGCAUCA